Messenger RNA from Meloidogyne enterolobii, 709 nucleotides. The record is from the annotation of a GenBank genome assembly. NCBI's taxonomy places the organism in Eukaryota, Metazoa, Nematoda, Chromadorea, Rhabditida, Meloidogynidae.
CCUUAAUUUUUUUCUAGUUUUUAUGAUUUCUUUGGUUAGGACAGAUUUGCAAGUUUUCUGUAGAAUCGGCGCGAAUUCUUUGUCAAUUUGUGGGCGUCGCUAUGUAAAUUCUAAAUUAUUGCUCAAUUCAAAUUUAAAACCGACAACAAUAUUUCGAUUAUAUUCUAAUAAAAAUGAAGUUAAAACAACCAAGAACAUAACAAAAGAAAUUGCUGAGCCGGAGCGUAGUUAUCUUGAAGACAUUUUGGACGAAAGUGAGGAAAAGCCUAAAACGACUGGACAAAAAGUUAAAAGAGCAGCAGAGACUUCUUUUUAUGUUAGUGCUGGACUUGCUUCUUGUGCGGUGCUUGGUGGUUUAGUAUAUUUGCUCGUGAAGGAGUUAGUCUCGUUCAGCUCACCAAACGGUGUUUAUAGGGAUGCAUUUAAACGGGUAAAAAAGGAUGAUAGAUGUUUUGAAUUGUUUGGAGAGGGACUGCGGGCGCAUGGCGAAACAUCAGGUAGAGGACGAAGGCGACACAUUGCCAACCAACGAUUUGAAAAGGAUGGGCAACAAAGACUGCGAAUAAUGUUCCAUUUAAAGGGAGACAAGGCAAACGGAAAAGUUCACGCGGAAGUAGCUAAUAUAGACGGCAAAUGGGAUUAUAGGUUUUUAAUUGUUGAAUGUGAAGACCAGCGACCACAUACUAUUGUUUUGAUUGAUAAUAGAUGA